Molecule: messenger RNA, 435 nt
Organism: Brachypodium distachyon (stiff brome)
Lineage: Eukaryota; Viridiplantae; Streptophyta; Magnoliopsida; Poales; Poaceae
Product: pathogenesis-related protein 1
Exons: 2
Coding region: 1-435 (144 amino acids)
Biological process (GO): defense response; abscisic acid-activated signaling pathway
Cellular component (GO): nucleus; cytoplasm
Molecular function (GO): signaling receptor activity; protein phosphatase inhibitor activity; abscisic acid binding
Source: RefSeq, a predicted model, not a curated record
AUGGACUGGCACAGCCUGGCCCCCAAGCUCGCGCCACACAUCGUCGCCAGCGCCCACCCCGUCGAGGGAGAAGGCAGCAUCGGCAGCGUCAGGCAGUUUAACUUCACCUCAGUGUGUAAUGUUGAAAUUGCUCUUGCAGUCAUGCCCUUCAGCUUCAUGAAGGAGAGGCUCGACUUCGUGGACGCGGACAAGUGCGAGUGCAAGUCGACCCUCAUCGAAGGCGGCGGCAUCGGCGUGGCAAUCGAGACGGCAACCUCAAACAUCAAGGUGGAGCCGUCGGCCAACGGCGGGAGUGUGGUGAAGGUGGACUCGACUUACAAGCUGCUGCCGGGCGUCGAGGUCAAAGAUGAGAUCACCAAGGCCAAGGACUCCGUCACCGCAAUCUUCAAGGCUGCCGAGACUUACCUCGUUGCCAGCCCGGACGCUUACAACUAA